This is a messenger RNA of Talaromyces marneffei, 1710 nucleotides long. RefSeq lists its product as uncharacterized. The transcript is spliced from 2 exons. Bases 1 to 1710 code for a protein of 569 amino acids. The record is from RefSeq and is a predicted model, not a curated record. Lineage: Eukaryota; Fungi; Ascomycota; Eurotiomycetes; Eurotiales; Trichocomaceae.
AUGUGGUCAAGGAUCAACAAAAACCGCGCUCAUGCGACUGUCGAAAGUCCAACAGGCCAGCCCGUGCUGCAGACAACAUCUGGCAAUCCGUUACCGUCUAAGAGCACCUUGAAAGACUUGCCAGCUCUGCCAAGAGAGUCUACUCAGUCUCCCGACAAUGAUCGCGUGAUAUCUACUAUCUACUCGCGUGACGAUAGCGGGGUGCGAUUUAUGGAUAGAAACAUGCCCACUUCGCCCACACACGACUAUACGGUGCACUCUAGAUAUGCAGAACAACAACUCCACGAUCAACCUGACAUAUCUCCGCCUGAUAGUCCUAUCGACUUGUCGGGCGCAAAGGACCAUGCCGAAGUCUCGCCCAUCGAUAAUGAUGGACGUUUCUUCCCUGAGCUACCCAAACAAAGAGCAAGUCAGGUACCGGUUCCGCGAAGAAACGUCAGCAGCGACCUAUCUGCCAACAUUACAAACCAAUCAGCAAUAGGGCUAUCCAGUUACCAAGCUAAGCGAACCAAUACUCGAGGUUUUGAAGGUCCACCAGACAAGUCUACCAUAUCACGAAACACCACACCCCAAGAUUCACGAAGUGUAAGCCAGCAAGUUGGGACAGCCGACGCCAGAAGCAAAGAAGCCACACGUCUAUUCGGUGCCAGAAAAGAGAAGCUGCAAAUCUUCACCAAAACUCGUGAACACAAACAGAGCGUACCCAAACAAUCUCCUGAGCAGUGGAAAGGGGCUAGUGGGCGCUUCCCUCUUGUCCCACCAAUUGAUACAAAAAGCACCAUGAAACACGGCAAAAAGCCUGUACAUGUACAACGUGAUACAGAGGAUCCCACACGGAAGUAUUUGAAUUCUCGGCCUGAUACUUACACUGUUACGACUAUCACAGCCGGCCCUCCACCUGAGGAAAAGCUUCGGGGCAAGACCAGUCAAUUCAGACGACGACCGAGGAAUGCGUCACCAGAAAAGAAGGAUUCUCCAAAGGAACCGGAACGUAAAAUUGAAUCCACCGUCAACCGCAAGGCCAGUCCUGUCAUUGAUGUCCCUGGCAUUAAUUCAGUUACUCCUCGUGAUGCACGCCAGUUCUCCGAAGGUAGAGCUAAUACGCCUACUCUUGACGCGCCAGACGAAUCCGACAUUUCCGAUAUGUUUCAUGAUCUGAGUCUCCCUCAAGAGCCGAGAAGUCGUUUCAGCGCUUCGACAUAUGCGGCGACUGAAGCUACAAAUACGCCACCAGGGAGCAGUCACGCUGACGUUCCACCUAUGCCAUCGUUGGAAUACUCCCCGAUUAUGACGAGACGACGACCAAUUCCAAGCUCUGCGGCAUCCAUCAAAAGCACGAAACGGAAGCCCGUCUCUGCCGAAACGCCGGCAAUACCAGACGUAGACAUCAAGAAUUUAUCUCCAGAGGAACAGGCACAACAUCGCGUUGAUGGCUUGGAAGGUCGGCGCAGACAGCUUUCAUUGCGGAAAGAUAGUAUCAAGAUCAUGCUCCGUGAGCUCACCGAAGUCAUUCAACCAAGUUCGAUUGCAUAUGACAUGGCUACUCGCGAUGAAGUCAAGAAGACUGUCAGUUCGUUGAAGAGUGAACUUGAUGAUAUUGGAAAGGAGGAUCAUGAAAUCGGCCUCAAACUUGUGCGGCUCUACAAGAACUUGAACAACAUAUCCGAGUAUGAGCAGAGCAGUCUGUGGGUCAAGAGAAUCACCGGUUGA